Messenger RNA from Fundulus heteroclitus (mummichog), 1107 nucleotides. RefSeq names its product valacyclovir hydrolase. The transcript is spliced from 7 exons. Bases 144 to 986 code for a protein of 280 amino acids. The record is from RefSeq and is a predicted model, not a curated record. NCBI's taxonomy places the organism in Eukaryota, Metazoa, Chordata, Actinopteri, Cyprinodontiformes, Fundulidae.
UCACUCGCUGCUUCCUGAUCCUGGACCUCCUUAAAAAACACCAACCUGCCUGCAGGCCGUGACUGGUGGACUCUGAACGAUCUAAAGCCGCUUUAAUCCGACGUGCAGCAGCUGACCGUGUGGCCGCACCGCUGACUGGCCGGAUGGCUUUGCUUUUGUGUGGAAGAGGCUUGUUUAAAUGCAGGACGGCCGUGGAAGUCCCACUGCGUCUCUGCUCUUCGAUGUCCUCUGGCAAGCAGCGUGUUAACGGUGUUGAUCUGUACUACGAGCAAACAGGAAGAGGGAAACAUGCUGUUCUGUUGCUUCCUGGUGCUUUAGGGAGCACAAAGACAGAUUUCGGUCCUCAGCUGAAGUCUCUGAACAAAGAACGCUUCACUGUGGUCGGCUGGGAUCCUCGCGGAUACGGCCAGUCCCGUCCCCCGGAUCGAGACUUCCCUUCUGACUUCUUUGAGAGAGAUGCCAAGGAUGGAGUGGCUCUGAUGAAGACUCUAGGCUUUAAUAAGUUCUCCCUGCUGGGUUGGAGCGACGGGGGAAUCACUGCUCUGAUUGCUGCUGCAAGGAAUCCGGAACUGAUAAAUAAGAUGGUCGUCUGGGGAUCUAAUGCCUUCGUUUCUGAGGAUGACCUCAAGCUCUACAACAUGGUUCGUGACGUCUCCAAGUGGAGUGCAAGGAUGCGGGAACCCAUGAACGAAGUGUACGGAGCGCAAGCAUUUCCUAAAAUAUGGGAGAAUUGGGUGGAUGGCAUUGCUCAGUUUGUAAACAGACCAGAGGGAAGUAUCUGCAUUGAACUUCUACCGCUGAUCAGCUGUCCAACCCUGAUCAUCCAUGGAGAGAAAGACCCGAUGGUCCCCAGCUUCCACCCACAUUACCUCCACAAAAACAUAAAAGGGUCACGGUUGCAUUUAAUGCCAGAGGGAAAGCAUAAUCUUCACCUGAGGUAUGCUGAGGAAUUCAACAAACUAGUUGAAGACUUCCUGGAAGAAUGAGGCAACCCACCAACUGUUUUCUAGCCAACAAACACAAAUCUUUGUGUGAACUAAUUUUGUAUAAUUUUCUUGCAAAUUUUCAAUUUCUUUUUCCAAAUAAAAAAUGCAAAGAUCUCAUUUC